AUGACAAAUAAUUUAAGUCGUUGUCCACAUGUAGCUACAAUUGGAUUUAUUUCAAAAGAAGAUUAUUCCAAUGCUACAGAAGCUGAAAAAUGCGAAAAGUGUGAUUGCAUUGGUCCUCAUUUAUGGUUAUGUUUAAGAGAAGGUUGUUUGUUUGUUGGUUGUGGCACAGGUAAAGAAAAAAAUGAUCAUAGUAGCGAUCAUGAAAAAGAAAAAGCACAUCCGCUUCAAUUUAAUUUAACAACAAAACGUGUCUGGUGUUAUGUUUGUAAUCAAGAAGUUCGUCUAAAUAAUGAUCCAUCAUUUGAAUUAUCAUUUCUUGAUCGUUCAAUAGUACCAACAAAAUCUUCGAAAUUAUUAAAUAAUUCUGGACAAGUUAUUAAUGAAAUUGAAGAAAGUUCUUCAAAUCAAUCAGUGAAUCAUCAAAAUCAAUAUGAAAAAUGUUUUGAACCAACACUUUUUGAACUUGAACAUACGGAUACAACAGAUUUUACUCGAGGUAUAUCGGGUUUAUAUAAUUUAGGUAACACAUGUUAUAUGAAUUCAGCUUUACAAGCACUUUCGAAUUGUGUUCCAUUGACAAGUUAUUUUCUUGAUUGCAUUCCAUUUAUUGGAAUCAAUUCUUAUCGUCGUGUUAAUGGUGAUUUAUCGAAUAUGAAAUCAAAUGGACGAUUAGUUAAGGCGUAUUUUAAAUUUAUUGAAUCAAUGUGGACAAAACCUCUUCAAGGCAGACAAAGUCAUGUCAUUAAUCCAAGUAGUAUAGCAGCAGAAAUCCGUUCAAUAAAUCCAUCAUUUCGUUCAUAUACUCAACAAGAUGCUCAAGAGUUUCUUCGAUGUUUCAUGGAUGAAUUACAUUCAGAAAUGCGUCUUGUUAAAUACUAUGCCGAUGAAAAACAUAGAAGUGAAAGUAGCAGUACAGAUAAUAGUCAAUGCGAUGUCAUUGUAUCAAAUUUAAAUGGUGAAUCCGAAUAUGAAACAUGUAAUUCUGGUUCUACGUCAAGUAGCGAUGAUUAUAGUAAUGAUGAUGAUUUAAAUAAGUAUUCAUCAAUAAAUGAAAUAAAAGAAUAUUCUAAAAAAAAAAAAUUCUAUCAAGAUAAAUAUGAUAAAUUAAGUCGAACUGAUUCUGGUGUUUCACUUAAUAGAAAUAAAUGCGAUAAAAAAGUAAAAGAAAGCAUUUCAAAUAAAAAAUUUAAAAUGUCAAAUUCAAUAAUUUCAUCAAUAUUUGAUGGAUCAAUUCAAAGUCAAAUUGAAUGUUUAACAUGUAAUCGUCGUUCAUCAACAAUUGAAACAUUUCAAGAUCUUUCAUUACCGAUUCCAUCAAGAGAACAACUAGAAAAAUUUCAUGCAAUACAAUGCGGAAACGAUGAACAAUUAUUUUUAAAGAAUCAAGAAAUUUAUGAUAAUAAUUCAAAUUCUUGGAUGUCAUGGUUUUAUUCUUUAUUUAAAAAUUUAUGGACAUUGAAUAUUUGGGGACCACCAUUAACUUUACAAGAUUGUCUUCAAGCUUUUUUCCAAGCUGACGAACUUACUGGUGAUAAUAUGUAUAGUUGUGAAAAAUGUCAAAAAUUAAGAAAUGGAAUGAAAUAUUGUAAAGUUGUUGAAUUACCUGAAGUAUUAUGCAUUCAUUUAAAACGUUUUCGUCAUGACUCAAUGAUUUAUACAAAAAUAGGAAGUUAUGUUUCAUUUCCAUUAGUUGAUCUUGAUAUGAGAUCAUUUAUUCAUAAAGAUUGUAAAAGUACAAUUCACCUAUAUGAUUUAUUUUCAUUAAUUGUUCAUUAUGGUCGAGCUGGUAGUGGUCAUUAUAUAACAUAUGCAUUAAAUAAUCUUAAUCAACAAUGGUAUGAAUAUGAUGAUGAAAAUGUUCGACAAGUUGAUACGGCGAUUGUUCAAAAUGCUGAAGCAUAUGUCCUUUUUUAUAGAAAAAAAGAGCCAAAUAUAAGUGAAACCUAUGAAACAAUUCGUCAUUUAAUGUCCAGAGAUCAAGAUUCUCUUCUAUCAUUUUAUAUAUCUCGUUCAUGGAUAAAUCGUUUAUUCUAUUUUGCUGAACCUGGUCCAAUAACCAAUAAUGAUUUCUUAUGUAAACAUGGAGGUGUUCAACCAGAUUAUUGGAGUGUUAUUAAUGAUCUUGUUUGUCCUGUGCAUGAAAGUGUUUGGCAAUAUUUAUUUGAAAAAUAUGGUGGAUGUUCUGUAUGUAAUAUAUUAUAUCCAUGUCGAAUUUGUCAAUUAGAUGAUGAAAAUUUAAAAUGCCGUCAACGCUCAGAAAGAAAAACAUUUUUACAAUUAAAAAGAUCUGAAAAAGAUAACGAUGCUAUAUAUGCACUUAGUCCGAAUUGGUACCGAGAUUGGGAGAAUUUCGUUUGUGAAAAAUCAUCUGAACCACCUGGUCCAAUAUCAAAUGCAGGUAUUUCAACAACAAAAAAUGGUAUUACUCGUUUAUUUCGACGUGAUUGUAAACAUUUUCAAGUAAAUGAAUCAAUAUGGAACUUUUUAUAUUCAAUUUAUGGUGGUGGACCUCAGUUAUUAAUUCGAUCAAAUUCUGCUAUGAAUUUAAAUUCGAAUGUCGAUGAUCAAAUAUCUACGAGUAAUAAACCUGCCGUGACUUUCGUUUAG
Rotaria socialis is the source of this 2607-nucleotide messenger RNA. The record is from the annotation of a GenBank genome assembly. Lineage: Eukaryota; Metazoa; Rotifera; Eurotatoria; Philodinida; Philodinidae.